Molecule: messenger RNA, 3160 nt
Organism: Bemisia tabaci
Lineage: Eukaryota; Metazoa; Arthropoda; Insecta; Hemiptera; Aleyrodidae
Source: RefSeq, a predicted model, not a curated record
CUCAACAGGUGAGCUGCCGCCACUAGUGCCCUUCGCGCGCGCAUCGCCGUCGUGUUCAACCUGUUGUUUACCCCCACCCCCGAUCCUCCCCCGACCAGUGAUAACCCCAACCCCUCGUGAUCAACCACCCUUGUCGGUCGUUCACACCCUCCGCUCGAAAUUGAUGACGGAAAUUAUGCCAGGACUAUGGAUAUAACCUCAAAAUUUCAACCCUUUUCGACCUGAGACCAUCGACAGUCACGUGUUUCGGAAAUCGAUCUCUGUGUUGGUGAAAACUACCCCUCGCGUCUCGGUUUUAUCAGUUCCUCCCCCUUUGCCGGAAAUUUUGUGCCUUGGACUUUGGGAUCAGCAGCAAUCAACUCCAGGAUGGAUUAAUUUUGUGACUGCCUUCCGGAAAUUUUCAUAAGUUCCUUAAAAAACUAACUGUUCGGUGCCUGAAUUUUUGUAGUUUUUGCCCUCGGCGUGUUUUAGCUCAGAAACGUCACUCUGAUUGACGUCAAUUUUUGGUGCCUUAAAAGCUUGCCUUGAAAUCGGAAAUAAAGUGCCUUGCGAACGAUUUCAGUGCUUCCUCUCUGUGAUAAUUUUGCUACGAUGUAACGCUUAUGAUGGACUCUACAGUGCAAAAAUAUACUUUUCAAAGCCCUACGAGGGCACCCAGGCUGUGAUAUAAUUAAUUUUCCUUACUAUUAUUAUAAAAUUUGCCUUCCAGUGUUUUUAAAUCGAGCCCGUUUUCCCAAAUGAAAUGUUUUUGUGCGCUCAGGGGCUAGCCCGAAGUAAUCGUGUGUGAUUCGGAAAGUUAUGAUAGGAUGUCAUCACAGACUAACUUGGAAUCUUCGGGUGGUGACCAUGAGUCGACCAUCCAUUCUACCUACGGUUCGAAUUACUCGAUAAUGGAGGAGUACAAUAAAUCCGAGCUCCUCCAGCACAGCGCUCUGGGGUCGCCGGGACAGCAGCACCAGAACGGAAGCUACAUGAGCAACAACCUGCAAUCCCCGCUCAUCUCGACGGCCAACUCGCCGAGCAUCUAUCAACACCCCCUGUAUAGCAGUCAGCGGAGUUACAUCCACCACAACUAUACCCUAAACAACUCGUCCGAGUCGGAGCUCGGUGUUCCUAUUGCUCAAAUCCUGCCGGGAGUCCACCAGCCUCGCUUCCAGGGCGACGAGAUGAGCUCGUGGCUCUCCAACAGCAGCCUCCUCGGCGGCAACGGUUUAGUUUUAAGUGAUCCCAUCAGGAGCGGCCACCUGGCCAACUACCACCAGCACCUCAGCGGGAGCGACGUCACCAUGUCCAUCAACGCCAAGAUCGGCCCCAACGCCCACCAACAGAAAGCCACCAAAGAGCAGAGGAUACGCCGGCCCAUGAACGCCUUCAUGGUCUGGGCCAAGGUCGAGCGCAAAAAGCUCGCCGAUGAAAACCCCGAUCUCCAUAAUGCUGAUCUUAGUAAAAUGUUAGGUAAAAAAUGGCGGAGCUUGACGCCUCAAGAUAGGCGGCCGUACGUGGAGGAAGCGGAGCGGCUGCGGGUGAUUCACAUGCAAGAGCACCCCAACUACAAGUAUCGUCCGCGGAGAAGGAAGCACAACAAACGCUCGGGGAGCGUCGGGCCCUCGCCGCCCUCCUCCAACCACUCGGCCCACUCGCCGGGUCUCCCCCAGGGGCCCCAACGCCGCCCUUCCCCGCACCCCCAGCAGUCCCAGCAGACCAAGCUCCAGGCCCAGUACCCAGGCUCACCGUACCAGCCCCAGGCUGCCUUCUCGCCCGGCAUGCACCAGCAGCCGUACAACUACUACAGCCCGCCCCCCAAGAACUCCCCCUACUACCCCAGUAGCGAGUCUCCCUUCACCCCCGUCGGGAUCAACACCCCCGAGUCCUCCCCCACGUGCAGCCCCGAGCCGAAACCCAGCCAAAACGAGCCGAGCCAAAAUGAUCAAAACAACCCUUUGGAGAACAACUCCGCCCCGUCUGUGAUAACCAAGGCCGCCUCCAGUCAAGGCGAGGAAGCGGCGAACCCAAGCCUGCCGACCCCGGAGAUGUCCCCGAUGGAGCAGGAGAAGGACUUCAACAACCACAACCACCAGAUGGAGGACAGCAAGCGGGUCUACCAAUACCCGGUGCCGGUGCCCGUCUCGAGCGCGGCCGACACGGCCAGCUACUACUCGCACCGGCUCCCGCAGGCGGCGGGGCCGUACCGGGCCCAUAACCUCAGCUACGGCUCGGGCUACCCCGCGGGCCCACAGGGGCACAGCCCCAUAGCCAUGAGCGUCAACAAGGGGAUGGUCAUGAUGUGCACGAAGGGGAGCAUAGCGGGAUACGACCAUAGCGGGAUGGUUACCGGGACUUUCUUUCCUCCGAUCGCUACCUCACAGGACCAGCAGGUCCUUGGCGGGUCCUCCUCGCAUCAUAUGUACACGGCCGCCUCCUCGCACUCCUCCCGGUCUUUCCUGCCGAGCUACCCGUCCGCCGGUCUCGGAGCCGGGUCCCCGGUCGCCGGAUCUCAGUACGCCACCUGCAGCAGUCCUGGCUCGUCCGCCGCUAGGACGCCCUUGGAAAAUUAUUCAGGUCUGAACAGCCAGCGCUCGAUGCCGCGCGAGUACCAGGAAUCGAUGAGCGGCUACGACAUGAGCCUGGGCAUCAACAUGGAGUCGCCCCAGUCGGGCGGAGCCGCCCCCGGUCCGCCGCCCUCGGAAGGGAUGAUGGGCAACGAGAUGGGUCGGCAGGAGCCCGGGGGCCCUCCGCCCGGCGAGGACUCCAACGCCGAGCUGGACAAGUUCCUCAAGUACUCCUCGCAGCAUCCGGGGAUGUCGUCCGGCCUGGAGCUGGCCGAGCAGCAGAUGAUGGACACGAACCACAACUACCACCUCCAGCCGCCGCCGCACAACUACUACCAGUCCUACCAGCCGCACGUCGAGCUCCACGGGGCCCAGCACGGCGCCUUCCUCAUCCCCAAGCAGGAGCUCCUCAACCAGCAGUACCUCCUCCCCGAUCAGCACUACACCCACCUCGCCGCCGAGCAGCCCCUCGCCCAGCCGCCGGGCCCCGGGCAGACCCUCAAGGCCGGCCCGGGGGAGGAAUUCAGCGCCAUCUUCGCUGACGUCCGCAAGACCUGCUAUAGCAGCUGAAACCAGGUCCCCGCAUCUUGUUGCUGAGCUCAGUCACUGGA